CAAAUUUCGGCCCCGGGUCUCAGGAGAAUAAGAGCAUCAGUGGGCAUGAAACUUGAAUCCCCUACCCAAAGACUCUCAGUCCCGAUCGGCCGCCAUGUCGGGUUUUCUUCCGCAGAAGCGCCUAGCCUGUAUCCCCUGCACUAAAGCGAAGCGCGGCUGCAGCAAACAGGCGCCUUCGUGCCAGCGCUGUCUGGAGAAGAAUGUCAUCUGUCGCUAUCCCGCCCCGCGUAUCGCACCGCCGUACGAUCUCGUCUUUGCAGCAAAUGGCGCGGUGUCUGCAGUGCCGGCAUCGACGUCGUCAACAAGCGAGAGGAGCCUGAUUCCGAGUCCGGCGUCUCAUGCUGGUGAGGAGCAGCAGCAGCAGGUCCACACCCAGUCCCGCCAUCCAGUAACGGCGGAGGCUCUGCAGAAUCCAUGGUUUCUAUCCCCUUCGUCGUGGACCGUAGACCAUAAUACCAGUGCCAUCCCGUCCCAAAUUUCUUUUAGCGAUGAGGCACUCACAUACUUUAUCGACCUACUGCACACCUGGCUGAAGCAAUGGACUAAUGAAGGCCACUGUCCCUUUAUCCACCCCCAGCUUUGGAAGCUCCAUCUGCCAGACUGUAUCCAAGAUGCGUUCGCUUCGCUUGCAGCAUACCACUCCAGGACUCCCGCAACCGAAAAGAUGAUUAUGCGCAUUAUUGAGAGCCGCGUCAACAACCUAGUCGGGGGGCAGAAUCCCAGCGCCGAUGGAGAUUUUGGAGUCAUUAUGCUUGACCCUGCGUGCCAUCUUGCAAGGACUCAAGCUCUUUUGGUAUACAAAAUCAUCCGCCUAUUCGACGGCGACAUUCGCGCCCGCGCCCAGGCCGAAAAGCAUAUCGAUACUCUCUCUCUUUGGGCUCGACAGCUGUGGCAGAGCGCCGGCUUCGCCCUAUCCUCGGAGCAAGCCGACGCAUCGACUGAUCGUGGGAAUAGCAACGGGCCGGUUGACACGCAGCUACGAACAGAUGGCUCCAUUACGUCUACGUGGCAGGCGUGGAUAUUCUCCGAGUCUAUUCGGCGGACGUACCUGGCCGCGACUCUAACAGAGGCCGUGUACCUGACUCUAAAGCAGAGCUGGGCUCCUUGCCCCGGAGGCAUCAUGUUUUCAGGCGGCGCAGGCCUAUGGGAGGCGUCAUCGCCGCUCGCUUGGUUCAAUCAAUACCAGAAUAAUCUCGUCAAUAGCGUGCGCUGCAUAGAUGGGAAUCAAUUGUUUACCAGCGCCAGGCCGUCGGACGUGGAUGAGUUUUGUCAUGCCACGCUUAUUGUAUCAUAUGGACUUGAGAGGUUUGAACGGUGGUGUAACGAGAGCAUGUAAACGAGUUUUCUUUGUUUGAUAUAUUUCCCCUAAAUGUAUGAUUAGUUUUUUUCCUUCCAAGCGGCCUCCGUUUCGCAGUUCAUGUCGUUCAUGAUAGACCAAGCAGG
This is a messenger RNA of Trichoderma asperellum CBS 433.97, 1443 nucleotides long. RefSeq lists its product as uncharacterized. NCBI's taxonomy places the organism in Eukaryota, Fungi, Ascomycota, Sordariomycetes, Hypocreales, Hypocreaceae. Gene Ontology annotation, biological process: regulation of DNA-templated transcription. Gene Ontology annotation, molecular function: DNA-binding transcription factor activity, RNA polymerase II-specific; zinc ion binding. The record is from RefSeq and is a predicted model, not a curated record.